This is a messenger RNA of Procambarus clarkii (red swamp crayfish), 1602 nucleotides long. NCBI's taxonomy places the organism in Eukaryota, Metazoa, Arthropoda, Malacostraca, Decapoda, Cambaridae. The record is from RefSeq and is a predicted model, not a curated record.
UACACAAAAUCUCCUGUGCACAUAUUGUGGAAUAUAUAUUCUUAAUUAAUAUGUCAGUAAUCAAGAGUUUGUAGUGUCAGGUCUGUGUCGGUUGUCAGCGUGUAAUGGUGAUUGUCUUGUGCUUCAGGAGACGUGAUGACCGGAGUGUGCUUCGUGGGGCUGUGGAACGUGAAGGCGCUGCAGUGGUUCGUGUUGGCGCCUCUCUUCUUCUACCUGGUGAUGGGAACGGCUUUCCUCCUCACGGGCUUCGUCUCCCUCUUCAGGAUCCGAACCAUCAUGAAGCACGACGGCACGAAGACCGACAAGCUGGAGCGGUUCAUGGUUCGCAUCGGGGUGUUCAGCGUGUUGUACACCGUCCCCGCCACGGCCCUGGUGGCCUGUCUCUUCUACGAGCAGGCCUACCACGACGAGUGGAUGGUGGCGUGGCAGCGGGAGAAAUGUGGGUCCCGCGAGGAGCCGUGGGUCACCUACAGCAUAAACUGUCCCGCCGGCGUCGACCACGACACGCCGCUCUCCAAGCCGGACUUUAUCUUCUUCAUGGUGAAGUACCUGAGCACCCUGGUGGUCGGGAUCACCUCGGGCUUCUGGGUGUGGAGCAGCAAGACUCUGGCCGUCUGGAAGAACUGCUACAACCGCUGCUUCGGCCGCAGAACGGAGAGUUAUGUGUGACAAUCCGCCCCCGCCUGGCCCACUUGCCCCCCUACCCUCACGCAGGGAGGGGUCGCCGCGCCCCUGACCCCCCAGCCGCCCCCCUCCACCGCCACCACCACCGCCGUGGCCAGACUCCUGCCUGAGGAGGCUGUGCCCUUCAGACCCUCUCGCACUCCUGAAGAGACCAACUUCUGAAGCAGGUGGUGGGUCGUGGUGGGUGGGGUGGAACGGCUGGGGCGCCGUGGCGUCAUGCACUCAAGUCGGUUACUCAGGAGUUCGCAAGAGUAUCCAAAAACCACGUCACAAAAUCCGAGAAACCGUCUACAUAACUCGCGAGAUAGUUGCCAAUGACAAAAUUUACCACUGUUCAAAAGUUCAAAAAGCAAAAAAAAAAUAAAGUUAAUGUUCUAACACACUACACUGUCCAAGUGUAGUGUUAAUAGUAAUAUUCUGAUUUAGCACUGUUAAAAAACGACUCUUUCGGGAGGCUGCACUUAUAAUUCACCGUAUAAGUAUGUUUUGGCACUUAUCUGAUGGCGCGAAAGGUUUCCCAGUUCCCGAGGCAGAGCGGGAGGGCACGAGUUCCUGGGCCAGAGCGGGAGGCACCAGUCGCUCUUAGGAAAAGCGACGAAUUUUAUUGUUAUAUUUUAGUUUUUUUUUUGUUUUGUUUUUUUAUGAAAAUCCUCUUUUUUUUGUAGAGUUUUAUUUGUUUGUAUGUAUUAUUGAGUUGAAUGGCGGUGAACGGUGAGGUGCAGAGCGCACUAUGACUCGUGCAGCAAUGGGUUCAAGUCUCUCUCAGGUCGACGACUCCUGUAGACACACAGCUCAAAAUUGUGGACACAAACGCAUUUGAGAUCCAACAACUGGUGUAAGCAAGGUGUGUACCUUCCUUAGCUGCACAUGCUCCUUAUAUAUAUAUAUAUAUAUAUAUAUAUAUAUAUAUAUAUAUAU